CUUAGACCGGAAGCAGUAGUUCCGGUGCUGUCAAAAUAUGUCCGCCUCAGGAGCGGGUCCUCCCGGGGUUCGGCUGGUCCAGUACGUGGUGGUUCGCUCGGAUCUGACCCAGAAACUGUCGUGGCCUCUCGGCGCCGUCAUCGCGCAGGCGUGCCACGCGGCCACCGCCGCCAUCCACGUGCACUACGACGACCCGGACACGCGGGGGUACCUGGCGGACCUGGACUCCAUGCACAAGGUGGUUCUGGCGGCUCCGGACGAGGCCGCGCUCUGCGGGCUCGCGGACGCCCUCACGCGCGCAGGUGUGGGGCACAAGCUGUGGGUGGAGCAGCCCGAGGACAUUCCCACGUGCCUGGCCCUGAAGCCGUGCCCGAAGGAGACUGCGCAGCCGCACGUGCGCAAAUUCAAGCUUUUUAAAUGACUUGAUUCGCGCACGCGCAGUAGAGGACUGAUCUGUUAACAUUGGAGUGGAUGUCACGUGCCUCAGAAAGCGUCGUCGCUUUUGUUAAAUAAAGAGAAAAUGUUUAAUGCAA
Oryzias melastigma (Indian medaka) is the source of this 533-nucleotide messenger RNA. RefSeq names its product peptidyl-tRNA hydrolase domain containing 1 (gene ptrhd1). NCBI's taxonomy places the organism in Eukaryota, Metazoa, Chordata, Actinopteri, Beloniformes, Adrianichthyidae. Gene Ontology annotation, molecular function: peptidyl-tRNA hydrolase activity. The record is from RefSeq and is a predicted model, not a curated record. The transcript has 2 exons. Bases 38 to 421 code for a protein of 127 amino acids.